Messenger RNA from Ceraceosorus guamensis, 2817 nucleotides. Its product is annotated as UvrD-helicase-domain-containing protein. The coding region runs from base 1 to 2817 and encodes 938 amino acids. Gene Ontology annotation, biological process: recombinational repair. Gene Ontology annotation, cellular component: nucleus. Lineage: Eukaryota; Fungi; Basidiomycota; Exobasidiomycetes; Ceraceosorales; Ceraceosoraceae. The record is from RefSeq and is a predicted model, not a curated record. Gene Ontology annotation, molecular function: 3'-5' DNA helicase activity; DNA binding; ATP binding. The transcript has 14 exons.
AUGACCUCGUCAGCGGUUCCGUCUCGGAACGGAGAAGGAUCCUCCUCCUCUCGUGUCAAUCAUGGUGCCGCGGAACACUCCACCAACUUCGCUAGCUCAACAGCGUAUCUGUCAAUUCUUACCGAGUCGCAACGUCAGGCGUGUACCUCGCCUCCAGCUCAACCAUUACAGAUCCUUGCUGGGCCGGGAAGUGGCAAGACCAGGGUCCUCACGAGCAGAGCCGCUUGGCUAGUGCUGCACCACAAAAUCAUGCCAGAGUCCAUAGUCAUGAUCACUUUUACUAACAAAGCUGCCAGGGAAAUGCGCUCGCGUUUGGAGAAGCUGAUCGGAACCGAACGCACCGGAAGACUAGUCCUGGGAACAUUCCACGCGGUGAUGGCAAGAUACCUCAGGAGGCAUGGAAGGAAAAUUGGCCUGGCCAACAAUUUCUCCAUCUUAGACGCUGAUGACAGUAAAAAAGUCCUGAAAGAGAUUCUCAAGGAACAAUUCGACAACGCGCCUCAUGGCAUCAAGGUGACACCAGAUCAAGCAGCCACAGAAAUCAGCAAAGCAAAGUCCAAAGGCUACACCGCAUCGCACUUCGAAGCUGCUCUUGCAAAGGAGUCGGCCAAGAAGGGCAAGGACGCGACGACGUUGCGCACAGCGAUCGCCGAUGUAUACGUCUCCUACGAGCAGCGACUGGAGCAAAACUCAUGCUUGGAUUUCGACGAUCUGCUAUUGAAGGGCUGUAAGCUCCUUCAGCACAAGGAGGUCGUCGAUGAUAUCGUUCAUGUUCUGGUCGACGAAUUCCAGGAUACCAACGUCGUCCAGUACGAUUUGAUGCAGUGCUUUGCUGCGGCAACUACGGCGAAUCUUCUUCGAGCGCCUGGCUUGGUCUUAGCUACAGACGGAACCGCUGAGUCUCCUGCCACGCCUUGCGGCCUCAGCAUUGUCGGCGACCCAGAUCAAUCCAUCUAUCUUUGGAGAUCCGCAGAGAUCGAAAAUUUGAACAAGAUGACGAGCCAUUAUCCCAUGACGAUGCGAGUCAAUUUGGAAGAGAACUUCAGAUCCGCUGGAAAUAUUCUGGACCUGUGCUUGCGAAUCAUCGAGCAGGACAAGGAACGCAUCAAGCGGGGCCUGCGCACAAGCCAUCCUCUAGGAGUGCCUGUCGUACUCAAGCAGGCAUCCAGCGCUGGCCGCGAGGCUCAAUUCAUUGCGACCGAGAUCAAGCGCCUGAUCGCGCACACAGGAGGCCUCCUUGGAUACGCAGAUUUCGCAAUCUUGCUGCGCUUCAACGCUCUAUCACGCGAGGUUGAAAAAGCCUUGCAACAAGAGGGUCUUCCAAGCAAAAUGCUUGGCGGUUCUAAAUUCUUCGAUCGUGUCGAGGUGAAAGACUUGCUCGCGUAUCUCACUCUAGCAGCAAACCCGAAUAAUGUGUCAGCAUUCGUUCGGGUCGUCAAUGUACCCAAAAGAUCCAUUGGCGACAAGUCUGUGCAAGAGCUGCUCACGAAAGCGCGCGAGUUGAGCAUGAAGCCCAUGGAGCUUGCAGAGCAGCUGGUGCAUGGAACCAAGAAGCUCCAGGGUAUCAAACCUGCGGUCACAAAGAAUUUGAAGCAGUUCGUGGACAUCGUUGCACGCAUCCGCCGGCAAGCCACAAAGGGACGCACCGCUGCCGAGCUUCUAGAGACGGUACUAAAGCAUACCAACUUCGAAGACUACCUCCGCAAGCUUGGCGAACACGAGUCCAGGUGGGAGAACGUGAAGGAGCUGAUCAAUUUCGCUGAAAUUGUCAGGCAAUCAGGUGUUGAUGAUGCACAGCUGCGAUCUCAGCUCGAACGCACCAAGAACGAAGCUGCAGACGAUUCCGCAGAUGAUGUCAAGGAUGUGUCCGCUCGAGCGACUCAGUCAGUGAACGUAAAGGCGGGUCUCGACGAGCACGACGCUCGCGAUAGCAAAAGCGGUAUACAAGGAGACGCCGAACUUGUCGCAGGCGAGCUAAGCGCGGCUCAAUCUGUCAAGGCAGAGCCCGCUGAAGAACGAACUUCGCACUCUGCAAGCCAAGGCGCAUCAAAUUUGCUUGGGAAGCUGGAGCAGGCACCUGAGAGCGUGAAGGCAGAAUCUGAUGACGAAAUCCAAUUUGUCAGUGCGACUUUCAAAGAAUCUUCCAGAUCGACGAAGUCCGUCUCCGUCCUGUCUGGAGACUUCAAGCGUCAAGGCGAAGCUCUGCGGCGCUCGGACAAGGCGAAAAGACCCAAAAAAGAGGUGCCUUCAGACGAGGUGGAGGACACGUCCGACCCACAAUCGUCUGACGGGGAGCCAGAUGCGUCCGAAGCUACUCAGAUACAACCCGAUGGACCGCUUGCAAAGUUUCUCGAGGCUUGCACGCUAAGCACAGACAUGCACAGCGAGGGCGAUGAUGAGCAAGAUGGGCCCAAAGUCACGAUCUCGACGGCGCACGCUGCCAAAGGUCUUGAGUUUCCGGUCGUCUUUGUCUUAGGGGUAGAAGAUGGAAGCUUUCCUCGCGCCCAGACAAAUUUGUAUUUGACACACGCAGCUCAGCGCCAUAUCGGAGGCCAGAUGGAGAAUACGGACCGCAUCUUGUCUCAAUUCAUCUCUCCACUCGCCGACCGAGCCCACCGUGGGGGACAGGCUGCUGGCGGGCCAAAUCCGGCUGUUCUGAGACGCGGCUCAAACAUGGCGCCGCUUCCAGUGGCUUUCAGCCAUCAACAGCGCCCAGUGCUCACCGAGAAGCACCGCCGCGACAUCGCGGUAAUCCUGGAGAGGCGACUGCCCUCCGAUUACGAAGAGACCGUUAGCGAUAGCAUAGCGAAGUUGUGA